UGUGAUUGGUGGAUGUUUAAUCCGCCCCGCCCAUCAUGUUAGUGCCUGGCAUUGAGAAAAUGAAGUAAAUCGAAAAGGAUCAACAAAGUUUUUCACCGGGACAAAAAAAAUGCCGAAGCUACCGGUCAUGUUCACUCUUGCUCACUCGCAGACAGAUGCUUUCAUGAAGGACACAGCUCUGUGAUUCCUGAGUUUAAGCUGGCAUACAUAAUACUCUUUUGCCCACUGCUGGAAGGCUGCAGGGCGUGCCACAAUGCCAGAGAUAAUACAGAAUCAAGCAGAAACUACCCAGAAACCCAUCCGGAGGAAAAAAAACAAAGAGACGCACAAUGCGGUCGAAAGGCACCGCAAAGAGAAGAUCAAUGCUGGUAUCAAACGAAUUGGAGAUCUCUUGCCUUGCUCUCAAGCCUUAAAACAGAGUAAGAAUAUGAUUCUGGGGGAAGCCUUUCGUUAUAUCACUGAGCUUAAGCAACAGAAUGAUGAAAUGCUGCUCAAUGGAGGAGACAAAGUUCAAGCGGAAGAGAUAAAACGCCUACGACAGCAAGUGGAGGACUUAAGAAAGGAAAGCGCUCAUUACAUUGAGCUUCUCAAAGCAAAUGGGAUCAACUUUCUAGAUGAUCCCACUAUCCACUGGAAGGGCAAGCAGAGCUGUGCUAAAGUAGCCAAAAUAACACCAACUCACUUAAUGUCGAAGGAAAUAAUUGUGUACUCUAAUGAGAAUCUGGCUUCUUCAGCAAGUAAAAUAUCUGCUCCUUCAAAUCCUGUUUCUCAUUUGAAUAAGCAGCCAGUAAAUGCUUUGACCAUCCAACCAUCAAGCAAUGUUCAAAUGGGUCCAGGUCUUGGUGUUCCAAACGGAACACAAGUCAAUGAAAUGACAGUCUCGUCUGCUACAUCGUCACAGAUUCCCCUAGCAACUCUUAUUCCUGCUGUGUCCAAGCCCCAUCUCACAGUCGUGGAGCAGUAUGCUGCUGUGGCACCUGUUGCUCCAAAAUUGCCCCCUCCUGGGAACUUUGUUACUCUUCAAGGAUUAUGUCCCAAGCUUGCAGUCACUGCACCUAGUCCUCAACAAACUCAGCCAGCCAAGCCUACACCAACUAUUGCAUCUUCCACUAGUUGCACAAUGCCUGUCCAACUUCAGCCUGUAUUUAAUCUGUCCUCCUUUCCUCAAACUGUGGUCAGUAACACACUUGUUUCCGAUGCAUCUUCAGUGCUGCCACAGGAUACUGAAAGCAUGUCUCUGGUUCAGACAUUACCAGGCAACUCUGCUCAUCUAAGGACCAGUGCAGCUAGCAGCACACAGACUACAUGGACAACGCUACAGCUUACUGGCAACACGGUACAUCCUGUCUGUCGAUCUUUGGCCACAGAAGCCAGUAACUCUGGGCAUAAUAUUUCACAACUGUCAGUAUGUCCUGUUGUGGCAAAUCCCCAAGUUCAUCCCAUUCCUCUUCAAGUGCAAACGCAAGUACCUAUGCAACUGCAAACCCCUAAAUCGACAUGCAUACCUGUUCGGCCUAACCCUCCCCAGUUGUUACCAGCUGUGCUUCCCUGUCCUCAAACACCUGUUACUCAGGCAUCACUUAUAUCCCAGACCUCUGUGGUACUUCAUCAACCACCUCUUAUAUCCCAGACAGGGUUAGCUCAACCUACAAUUUUACCCAAACCAAUCCCUCCAUCAACUCAGUCUCACACAUACCCUGCCAUACAACCCAAGCUUCAUAUCCAUCAUACCAUGCCAUCUCAGCAUGAACUGCAACCCACUAUACCAUCACAGUCAGCUGUAAUACCCCAGCCCCAGUCUGCAAUUGUGCCUCCUGUUCAGCAAAUACUUGUGCCCCAGACUCAAACCACCACAUUGCCAGUACUUCAAACAAUGCAGGUUGUGCAAAUGAAUUCGGAUGGAACCCCAGUAAUUGGGACAUCCCUGCCUCAAAACAAUCCAAAUGUUGUUAUUUUGCAGCAGGCUAAUGCAUGUCCGGCACCACAAGUAAUUAGAGAAGAUGUAACCAAUCAAGCAGCAUGUCAGCACAUUGUUAUAAUCCAGACACCAACAAUGGCACCUACUCAACAGAACCAUCAAACUAGCAUAGUGCCAUCUGUAGUUACCACGUUGGCUAAUCAAAUUACCACCUCCAGCAAUCCCUGUCCCAUUACUGCUCAGUCUAAACAGCUGGUUCACAUCCUUCCACGUCCUUUAGCACAGGCUCAGACACCGGCACCUCAGACUAUCACUGUGAAUGGACAGGUUUAUGUCUUACAGUCAGUGAAAUCAGCAGACCCUGGGAGCUCUCAGGUUAGCCAAAGUGCUACACAAAUUAUUCAACCCACCUGUGAGGAACCGAACACCAAUGUCACAUUGAAUUGUUUGGGUGCCCUUACUAGCCUUAGCCAGAGCAUUUCACAAGUUCCCAAUCAAAGCAAUUCACAAGUGUCCAAACAAAGCAAUGUACAACUGCACAUUUCUCAAUCUUCAGACACUACAGUGCAGUCUUCGAUGUCCAAACUGGCUUCGGUACCCACUACAUCCAAUGAAUCUGUUCUACCCUCUGUUGUACCCGUGUCAACACCAGUAAGUUGUGCAGUUAACAUUCUGCCAAAGAAGACAAAUGUAGCUGCUCUAAACCAGCCCAAACAGGUGGCAAUUAAAAGGGCCAGACCAGUCAAGAGAAAAGAACCUAAUCAGAAGAGAAGCAUAUGCAGAAUUGCUGCAAAGCCAGCAAAUAGUAUAUCAUCUCAGCCAAAUGUUACACAAGGUCAUUCAUCCACCAUAACAGAUAUUCACUUUAUGAACUCUGCCAAUGAGGAUACGAGUCCCCAAACCACUACUGUCAGUACAUCUAUGGCCAUUAGUCUUACUUCAACUUGCAAUCCUUCUACAGCUGUUUGUGUCAGUUCAAAUAGUAAAUUAAUUCACAGUCCGGUUAAUUUGGCAACAAAUACAGAUUCUCUAGAGGGCAAUGAAGCAGUUCAAAGUCACAGAAAUGUUGUUGAUGCAACUCCCCCAUCUUAUAGUAAAACAGUUGGCACCCUUAAUUCUGUUACUCCCCUUGAUGAUAACUCUGUAAUUCAUGCCAGCAGUGAACCUGUUUUAACUAAUGAUAUCGAUCUUCAACAAAACAAAUCAACAGAUAGUGUUCUCUCUUCUCGGUGUAACACAUUGAACAGGGCUGUUACUUCUUCCACAAAAUCAAUGAUGAACGAUAACUCUUCAUCCAGUGCACUAAUUUCUCAAGAUAAAUCAACAGUCAGCAGUUGUUCUACUAGUUGCAUACGAACAGAAUCAAGUCCUAAUUUAUUUCAGAACAGAACCACACUCACAAGUGUCAAUCCUACAGAAAAUAGUUUGAAGAUUUCCUCUGUCGAAACUGUACUUCUCCAACCCAUGAACACACCUUCAAGCACAAGUGCUGAUCCAACAAAGAGUCUAGAAACAGGAUCCCUCUUGGCAAAGGUUCCACAGGUUCAAACGGAGUCUGCAAUAUUAAAAGCUAUAAACACUUCACAGAUGCAGACAUCUUUUGUUUUGCAUCCCACAUCAUCAGCUUGUUCAGAUCCAUCAGAUACAACUCCUCCAGUUCUACACCAGGAAUCCAGGAAUUUGAACACAUUCAACAAGCUUCUUAAGCAUUCAGAAGCUAAUAUGCCGGUGACAACUGCUAGUCAGAUUAAUUCUGUUAAUGUCAAAAUUAGUCAAUCAAAUUCCAGCAAAGACCUUAGCAGAGGUGAACAUUCAAGUGCUACCAGAGAAAACAUACCUGAUGCAGAUUCCUUCUUGCAAAAAGACACCAUUCUUUCACAGGAGGUAUCAACAAUGGGAAAUGAAUCAUAUGAUUCCUCGCUAGUUCAGAAUAGACAGACUGAUUCACCAACAGCAGGAACUUCAAGCAACAGAGGCUUUUCAGUUGCAUCACUACUUCCAACUGGUCAGAAUAUUACUGCAUCUCCUAAUACAUUUGCAUCUUUUAGUUUCACCUCUGAGCAGGCAGAAAUCUUAGCAAUGGCUGCAAGGGCUAUAUUUGAACAAGACAGCCCAGGAAGGAAAAGCGAUGUCUGCAGUAGUGAAAACCCAUCAAGUACAACUGCCCCCAGAUGGGAUCUCCCCAAACCCCAGCAAACACCUAUAAACAAAGAAAGGGUGUCAAGUCAACAGUUAAAGCAGGCAAAUCAAGGUGACGUAACAGUGUCAAAGUCUUCAUCACUAGUUGAGAUUUCUGGCAUCAAUACAUCUGGUGUCCAGCUUCCUCUGAACACUGCUUAUUCUCAGUCACAAGCUAGUACUCUCACUAGUCUAAAUGUUAAUAAUCUCAUCAGGCCAAGCUCUGUCCAGUCUUACCCAGGGUCUCCAAACAUUGGUCAGCAAGUAUCUGUUCCAUCACCAGGGGGACCAAUUCUAGUGUCUCAGGCAUCAUCACAGGUCACCCAAAGCUGCUCUGGCCCAACACAACUUAAUGAAUAUACACCUUUGAAAAGUGCACUAAUGAGAAUUCACAUAGGUGAUGGAAUAUCUGAACGUCAUCAAAAGGAUAUGCCAAAAAGGUCUGCCCAAGAGGACCUUGUUCUUCCUUUAAACAAACGCUCAAAACCAUGCCCGUCUGGUAGUAUUGCUCGGAUAGAUGUUAAGGGGUCUGAACAUGUCCAAACAAUGUCUGGACAAAUUCCCCCAAAUUCCUCAUCGGUUAUGACUGGAAACCAUUCUGACGGAGGAGCUGCCCUGUUUUCUGGAAACACUUUUAUGACCACUGUGCUUCGCCCAUCUGAAGGACACUGCCCUUCUCAGCUGACACUGCAUGAACAAAACCAACCUAGUGUGUUACACUUACAACAGGGACACCUACAACAUAACACACCACAAUCUGGACAGAUCCUGGCAGGAAGCCAUUACCUAAAACAUCAACACCACCAAGAACAACAGAGACACCUCUAUCAACUUCAGCAUCACCUUACACAACCAGACACCCAGCUCCACAAUAUUCAACAGAGGACUCUGCUGCAAGAACAAAAUGCCCAUAAAAAGAGAGUUGUACGAGGUGGUCAGACCGGACCACCUGUUAAUUUGCAAAAGCAGCAUCAUUUGGAGAAGAAUCGUGUGCAGCAUCAACCACAGCAGCAGUCUCAACAGCACCAACAGCAAGCUCAGCAGCACCAACAGCAGCAGCAACAAUCACAGCAGCACCAACAUCAGCAGCAACCACAACACCAACAGCAAAAACCGCAGCAGCUUCAACAACAACAACAGCAGCAGCAGCAACAAAUGCAGCAACAAGGUUCACAUCCAAGGCAUCAACAUCUUCAGCAACAACUUCAGCACUUUAGUAGACAGGAAAAGAAUUGUGAGGGCCAACAAGCAGCCCCCAGGACUCAUCAGAAUAAUCAUUUGAGUCAGCAAGACCGCCAACCAGGACAGGAUCAUGGGGCUAUGCAAAGGUUAAUGGGAUCGCGCACUUUAGAUCAGCAACUAACUUCACAGGCUAAUAAUCCUGUUUCGCGUUCUACAGACCUUGCUUGUACUCCAUCACGACAGGAGCGUCAUCGGCUGUCUAGUUAUUCUGCUGAGGCACUAAUUGGGAAGACUUCAUCUGCUGGUGACCAACGUAUGGGACUUCAUACAUUGCAGACUGCUCGUGGCAAUUCACAGGAUCAGUCUGAAUUACAGGGUUAUGUUGAUUCCUCACAUGGGAAAGGAAAUAUUAGUCAUAACAAUCAAGGCAGACUAACCCAAGAACACUCAGGGGCUCCAGACAUUCAACGGAUAUCAGAGCGUUUACCUUUCAAGACACUUGGCAAUGGGCCUCAAAUAAACAACUUUGAAGUGUCUCGCAGUGGAGAUAUGACCAGUAAAUCUGUGGCUUCAGCUCAGAGGGGUCCUCAGCCACAAACUGGAUUUAGAAUGGGAGCUGGUUCUUCUGGUGAUGGACGUAUUCGUGGUACAUAUGGGACCCAUCCUUCAGCACAGGGGCUGCAACCUGGAGCAGGGUUGCCACGUGAGCAGGACUCAUGUCAUCAGAGCUUUAUGCAAUCUCUAUUGGCUCCACACCUUCCUGAACAAACUGGUCACCAGAGAGCUGCACAAGGCUGUCCCCCAGUGAGUAUAGAGUACAACUGCAUACCAGGAGUUUCUUCUGGGGAACUUCAGGCUAAAGUCUCAAGCCCUAAUUUACACCCUACACAAACGGCUCCCCCCAUGCAUCUUGGGGACAACAAUAAAGGGCACAUUUCUCAGGUUAGUGGAAAUAUACAUGGUUCAUCUGUAAGAUCAGUUUUGCCCCAUCCUCCCCCAACUCCACACAGUAGCUCUGAUGCAGGCCGUGCUCAAGGCUCUUCCAGGUCGCUUUCAACUGUCAGUCAGAGAACCCAUCAUAUUGGGCCAGAUCCCCAGAGCUCAAAAAUCCGCCCAGGGGAUCGACCAAGGUCUGGCAAUUUGAGACCUGUAAAUACAUUUGAACCUGAAAGUCCAUUGCCGCUUCCAUCAAGUGGGGGAGUACUGCUUGGACGGCCACAGUCAGGUGGUGAAUCUCGACGCAGGAGUAUUGUGCGUUUCAUGCCGGAUGGUGCACAGGUUGGCAGUGACAGCAACUUGGUUUCUGAUCAACAUCUCACCCAGAACUUUGGCUUUUCCUUUAUUGGUGAUGGCGGUAUGAAUCCUCCACCUCCGAUUAAUGCAAAUGCGUCUUUCAUUCCCCCAGUCUCACAGUCCAGUGCCUCGCGUACCCCUGCUCUACUUCCUGUGGAGCCUCAGAACACUCUGCCUUCUUUCUACCCUUCAUAUUCACCUGCUGCUCAUCCAAGCAUUCCAAAUGAUAUUCCUAUACAGUAUUUUUCUAACCAGAUAUUUACUAGUCCAAGUGCUGAUAAGAGUAGCACUACUCCACUAAACAAUCGCUUUGGAUCUAUUCUUUCUCCACCCCGUCCUGUGGGCUUUGCACAGCCAAGCUUUCCGCUGCUGACUGAUAUAACACCAAUGCCCAUUGCAAACUCCUCAGGCAUUACUCCUCAUUUAUCCAACUUUAACCUGACCUCUCUCUUCCCUGAUAUAGCUUCAGCGAUGCCCCCUGAUGGUUCCUCAAUGCCAAUGUCCCCUCUACUGUCACUUGCAAAUACUUCCUCCUCAGACUCUAGCAAACAGUCUAAUCGCCCAGCUCACAACAUCAGCCACAUUCUUGGGCAUGAUGGGACCUCUGCUGUUUAAUUUAUAGUAGCAAAGAAAAUAUGGUUUACGGCAGCAUGACAUUAAAAACAUUUCUUCUAAAAGCCUAUGCAUAGAUCAGCUCUAAUUGAACUCGUGUUUGCUAGAAACAUGAAUAACAACGGAGUUGUUGAUGCCUAUGUGACUAAAGAAGUUACUAAUUUACAUUAUGCCACAAUACAUUCAAGCAGUUUUUGUGAACGGUCAUAAGCCUUCACUGAUUGUGGAAUGCCCUGCGAUGGGUUGGCACUCCGUCCAGGGUGUAUCCUGCCUUGAUGCCCGAUGAUGCCUGAGAUAGGCACAGGCUCCCCGUGACCCGAGAAGUUCGGAUAAGCGGUAGAAAAUGAAUGAUUGUGGAAUACGGAUUUAAAGGACUUGGGAGUUUCCGAGUUUUCUCCAUCUCUUAAAGAGACUAAAGAUCUUUUUUUUAUUGAUUAACAGAAUACAAGUUAAAAUAUUUUUACUUAUUUAUGGAAAGUGUGUUUUUGUAGAUAUUUGUAAAUAUACAAAGGUGAUUAUUAAAAUGGUUUUGUUUUGUAAA
This is a messenger RNA of Tachysurus fulvidraco (yellow catfish), 7724 nucleotides long. RefSeq names its product basic helix-loop-helix domain-containing protein USF3. Bases 254 to 7186 code for a protein of 2310 amino acids. The record is from RefSeq and is a predicted model, not a curated record. NCBI's taxonomy places the organism in Eukaryota, Metazoa, Chordata, Actinopteri, Siluriformes, Bagridae. The transcript is spliced from 7 exons. Gene Ontology annotation, molecular function: protein dimerization activity.